Molecule: messenger RNA, 1454 nt
Organism: Spathaspora passalidarum NRRL Y-27907
Lineage: Eukaryota; Fungi; Ascomycota; Pichiomycetes; Serinales; Debaryomycetaceae
Gene: ERG13
Product: hydroxymethylglutaryl-CoA synthase
Exons: 1
Coding region: 71-1414 (447 amino acids)
Biological process (GO): acetyl-CoA metabolic process; ergosterol biosynthetic process
Molecular function (GO): hydroxymethylglutaryl-CoA synthase activity
Source: RefSeq, a predicted model, not a curated record
UUAAUAUAAAAGAUCUUUGUCUCUCUUUUAUUAUUGCUAUUUAUUCAUUUCUCCAUAACUAAUAAUCAUCAUGACACAACAAAAAAUUGGUAUUAAGGCUAUUGAAGUUUACAUUCCUGGUCAAGCCGUUAACCAAACUGAAUUGGAAAAGUUUGAUAACAUCCCAGCUGGUAAAUACACCAUUGGUUUAGGUCAAACCAACAUGGCUUUCGUCAAUGACAGAGAAGAUAUUUACUCCAUUUCCUUGACUGUUUUAAGCAAAUUAAUUAAAAACUACAACAUUGAUACCGACAAGAUUGGUAGAUUGGAAGUUGGUACUGAAACCUUGUUGGACAAGUCCAAAUCCGUCAAGUCUGUCCUUAUGCAAUUAUUCCCAGGUAACAAUGAUAUUGAAGGUAUUGAUACCAUUAACGCUUGUUAUGGUGGUACUUCUGCCAUCAUUAACGCCAUUAACUGGUUGGAAUCUUCUUCUUGGGAUGGUAGAGAUGCUAUUGUUGUUGCCGGUGAUAUUGCCAUUUACGACAAAGGUGCUGCUAGACCAACUGGUGGUUGUGGUGCUAUUGCCCUUUUAAUUGGUCCUGAUGCUCCUAUUGUUUUCGACCCAAUCAGAGGCUCUUUUAUGGAACAUGCCUAUGAUUUCUACAAGCCAGAUUUCACCAGUGAAUAUCCAGUUGUUGACGGUCACUUCUCAUUAGCUUGUUAUGUCAAGGCUGUUGAUCAAUGUUACAAGAAUUACUCCAAGAAAUACACCAAGGAUUCUGGUAAGACUGUUGGUGUUUACGACCACUUUGACUACAAUGCUUUCCACGUUCCAACUUGUAAGUUGGUUACCAAAUCCUAUGCCAGAUUGUUAUACAAUGACUACUUGGCCAAUCCAGAAAAGUUUGCUUCUUUAAUUCCUGAAGAAACCAGAGCCGCUAUUGAUGCAUUAACUUAUGAACAAUCAUUAGUUGACAAGACUUUGGAAAAAACCUUUGUCACUUUGGCCAAGGAAGAAACUAAAUCAAGAGUUCAACCAGCUUUACAAGUCCCAACCAACACUGGUAACAUGUACACUGCUUCCGCUUGGGUUUCAUUGGCUUCCUUGUUAUACUAUGUUGGUUCUGAAAAUGUUCAAGACAAGCGUAUUGGUAUCUUCUCCUAUGGUUCCGGUUUAGCUUCUACUUUGUUAUCCGUCAGAGUUGUCGGUGAUAUCUCCAAGAUCACCAAGGUUUUGGACUUUGACUACAAGUUGGGUGAAGGUAGAAAGAUUGAAUCUCCAGAACAAUUUAUUGCUGCUAUUGCAUUAAGAGAAGCUGCUCACUUGCAAAAGAGCUUUGUUCCAACUGGUUCCAUUGAAAACUUGAGUCAAGGUACUUACUACUUGGAAGAAAUUGAUGACAAAUUCAGAAGAAAGUAUGCUGUUAAGAAUUAAGCUUGCUAAUGUAAAAUCUAUAGUAUAUAUAUUUAUAUUU